Morone saxatilis (striped sea-bass) is the source of this 507-nucleotide messenger RNA. RefSeq names its product glutamate dehydrogenase 1, mitochondrial-like. NCBI's taxonomy places the organism in Eukaryota, Metazoa, Chordata, Actinopteri, Moronidae. The record is from RefSeq and is a predicted model, not a curated record. Gene Ontology annotation, molecular function: L-glutamate dehydrogenase (NAD+) activity. Gene Ontology annotation, cellular component: mitochondrion. Gene Ontology annotation, biological process: L-glutamate catabolic process.
AACAAGCGAUGUGUGAUGAUGUUUUCAUUCACCUGUCUGUCUCUGUCUCAGGACAUCAACGCUCACGCCUGCGUCACCGGGAAGCCCAUCAGCCAGGGAGGAAUCCACGGCAGGAUCUCCGCCACCGGCCGGGGGGUCUUCCACGGCAUCGAGAACUUCAUCAACGAGGCGGCCUACAUGAGCCAGCUGGGGAUGUGUCCCGGCUUCCAGGACAAGACCUUCGUCAUCCAGGGUUUCGGUAACGUGGGUCUCCACUCAAUGCGUUACCUUCAUCGCUUCGGGGCGAAGUGCGUCGGAGUCGGAGAAAUGGACGGAAGCAUCUGGAACCCCAACGGCAUCGACCCCAAAGAGCUGGAGGACUACAAACUGGCCAACGGCACCAUCGUGGGCUUCCCGAACUCGACGCCGUACGAAGGAAGUAUCCUGGAGGCCGACUGCGACAUCCUGAUCCCCGCCGCCAGCGAGAAACAGCUGACGAAGGGCAACGCACACAAGAUCAAAGCCAAG